AUGCCUACUCAAGAAGAAUUUAAAUUAAAUAGAUUGAUUGCUCGUAGAGAAAAUCUUUUUAGUAGAACCCAACGCUGUUACGAUGUGGCAAGAGACGUUGAAAGAAAUCCUUAUUCCAGUAGCAAAUUAGAAGCCUUUUCUAUUCGUUAUGCUACUUUUUCCAAUGCUGUGCAGGAAUUUCACUCAGUUGUAGAGGAAAUCGUGAUAUUAAAACAAAAACUUAAACAGGAUGAGGCUCCAAAUUAUGACUUGCUAAACACCUUUGACGAUCUUUAUAGUACGAUUAAGUAUUUAGCAGCUAAAUUUUUACCCUCUUCGACUCCAGAUCCCCCAGAAAGUACUGAUUCAGACAGAAGAGUUCGUAUGCCAAAGCUUGAACUUGUAAAAUUUUCGGGCGAUGAUCUAUCAGUUUGGCCUUUAUUCUAUGAAAAUAUUAAAUAUUUGGUUCACCGUAAAAGUGAAUUUGCAAAGACUGAAAAAUUACAGUAUUUAUUGGCAAGUCUUACUGGAAAAGCUUUAGUAACGUGAAGGACAUAUGGAAACCUAGAACCAGUUGACCUAUGUAUAUCACAAAAUACCGACGAAGAUACCGACGACUCUAUAGCUGACAGUGACGUUGAUCCAAAUUUUGAAGAAGAUGACUCAUCUAAUAACGAUUCUCAUUUGAAUUUUGAACCAACUUCAAAAUGCAGACGGGCGACAGUUGGUACAAUAGGCAUUGAUACUCAGAAUAAACGUGGUACAGAGAUUGAGAAUAAACCUGACGAAAAUAAAGACAAUGUCUUGCUGCCUAUUGCUAGUAGGAAUAUGUUUUUUUUUUAUUUUGACAAGGGGGGUAAACAAUUUUAUGAACUUUUAACUGAUGGAGAGCUAUUUGCAUUUAGGCCACCUUCCAGAGAACAACUCGAUUUGCUGGAAUGA
This is a messenger RNA of Psylliodes chrysocephalus, 921 nucleotides long. Lineage: Eukaryota; Metazoa; Arthropoda; Insecta; Coleoptera; Chrysomelidae. The record is from the annotation of a GenBank genome assembly.